Exophiala spinifera is the source of this 1029-nucleotide messenger RNA. Its product is annotated as eukaryotic translation initiation factor 3 subunit F. Gene Ontology annotation, molecular function: translation initiation factor binding; translation initiation factor activity; metallopeptidase activity. The record is from RefSeq and is a predicted model, not a curated record. The coding region runs from base 1 to 1029 and encodes 342 amino acids. The transcript has 2 exons. NCBI's taxonomy places the organism in Eukaryota, Fungi, Ascomycota, Eurotiomycetes, Chaetothyriales, Herpotrichiellaceae. Gene Ontology annotation, biological process: translational initiation. Gene Ontology annotation, cellular component: eukaryotic translation initiation factor 3 complex, eIF3m.
AUGGCUGAACAGGAUUCUUUCCUCCACAUUGCGAGGCCCUUGGGUCCCGCUGCUGUCGGUGCACAACCUACGACCGCUCCCCUUCGAGUCGUGAUACAGCCACAAGCUCUCUUCUCUAUCCUUGACCACUGUACUCGCCGCCCACCCGACCAACAACGAGUCAUCGGCACCCUCCUUGGAACCCGCUCAGAUGCCGAUGAAUCUCAAGUUGUCGUCCACUCCUCCUUUGCAGUCAGCCACACCGAGACCACGGACCAAGUCGAGGUCGACAUGGAAUACCAAAAAGCCAUGCUUGCGCUGCAUCUACGAGCAAACCCCAAAGAGGUGCUGGUGGGCUGGUACGCGACCAGCUCCGAGUUGAACACAUUUUCCGCCUUGAUUCAGAACCACUACAGCAGCCAAGGCGAAGGCACGUAUCCUUAUCCUGCAGUCCACAUCACCGUGUCAUGCCAGCCUGGCCAGGACACCGAAGUAAGAACUUACAUCUCGUCCCCGGUUGGCGUCAACCCGGAGAGGGCGGCCGACUCUGCGGCAUUCAUCCCAGUUCCGUAUGCGGUCAACUAUACUGAGGCCGAUCGGGCGGGUAUCGAGGCUCUUGGACUCGCCAAGAAUUCCGAGACGAGGACGGCGGGGGUUUUGACGGACAUUGAGAACCUGGAACGCUCGCUGGAAGACACGGUCGCCAUGCUGGACCGAGUUGCGAAAUACGUGGAAAACGUCAUCGAGGAAGAGGAAGAGCCUUCGACAGCACUAGGUCAAUUCCUGCUCAACACUCUGGCUCUGGCACCAAAGGUCGAUCCUGCAGAUAUCGAAAAGGACUUCAACAACCAUGUUCAGGAUGUGUUGACGGUGUCAUAUCUUGCUAACAUGAUCCGUACUCAAAUGGAUUUGUCCAACCGAUUAGCGACAGCGCAAUUAACGAUGGGCGGCGGCGACGCAGGCACGCAGGAGAAAGGACAGAGACAGAACAGACAAGGAGGUCAGACCAGGCAAAAUCGUGCCGAAAGUGUGACUUUGACGAACAUGUGA